Phymastichus coffea is the source of this 9262-nucleotide messenger RNA. RefSeq lists its product as uncharacterized. Bases 315 to 8342 code for a protein of 2675 amino acids. The record is from RefSeq and is a predicted model, not a curated record. Lineage: Eukaryota; Metazoa; Arthropoda; Insecta; Hymenoptera; Eulophidae. The transcript has 7 exons.
UGCAAGUGUUAGAGUCUUGUGGUAGCAAUAAAAAUUUUAUUUUAGACAAUAACACAUGUUGUGUAAUUAAAGUCAAAUUAUGUAAGCAUUUCAUUCACCAUCAAAAAAGAAAUAUAAGUGAUAGCUGCUGUUAUAUGUAUAUGUACACAUACACACACAUACACACACAUACACACAUAUAUAUUCAUAUUUAUGGAGCUAUUUGUUGAGUCACUGAAAAGCUUUAAGAUGUUUGAAAAUAACAAAAUAAAAGUUCAAAGAUACUCAUACGAAAUUUGCAUGAGAUAUCUUAAAUUUUAUAACAGUUAAUCGAUAUGUAUGAAGAAUCUGAAAAUAAUUAUUUGGAAGGAGAUGUUGUAUGGGUAAAACUUGGAUCAUUUUGGUGGCCAGGACAAGUUAUAGGAUUAGAUAAAUUACCUGAAGAUGUUCAAAUUGAAUUUAAAAAAAAACCGAUUAUUGCAGCUGUAAAGUUUUUCCAAGAAGAUUCAUUUGAAUUUGUGAAGAAUUAUCAUCAGAUUUAUAAAUAUAACUGUGCUCAAAAAGAAGAUUUCAUAAAAAAAGGAUUAGAUAAAUUUAGAAUAAAAAGUAAAGAUCACUCAAAUUAUAUGAUAAAAUUUCCCAAAGAUGUGAAAACUGCUGAAAUUUUAACCAAUGGAGACCCAAACAUUUUAUCAAAACAAAAAUUUAAUCCAGAAGAGAAACCUGAUGUAUCUGGAUUGUUUGGAGAAAAGAAACUAUUAAGAAAAAAACGUAGCCAUGAAGAAAUGAUAAGAAAAAGUAAUAAUUUUAUGAAGCCUAAUAUAACUCAUCAGCGAUUUAUUAAAGAAAAUGAUCAUGAAAUUCGAAUCAGGAAGCAGCCAGUUAAUCAAUUGUUAACAUCUAAUAAUAUUCCUCAAGGAAUCUAUCCAUGUGAGUUGUGUGGGUUCACUGCAACUCGGGUUAAUGUGAUAAUCUGUCAUUUAAAAAGUCAUAGAUUAAAUGGUCAAACAGAUACAACAAAAAAAAAGGAAAAGACUAACGAAGUCAGAUCACAUAAAAUAAAUUCACCGAAAAGAAAGUACAUUCAAAAAUCAAUUACUAAAAAUGAAAUAUCCAGAUUAAGUAAACGUAAGCAACCUAAGACAAUGGAAAGUGUUAUGAAAAAAAAAAAAUUAGAUCCAGAAUUAAGAGAAAAGUUAUUGGCAGAUUGGAAUGUAGAGUCUGAUGAAGAUGAUGUAUCAGAAAUUACAAAAUCAAUAGAGGUUUCUACAGAUAAUUUUUUUGAGAAAGAAUCUAAUCAAAGUAUUAUAAGUAAUACAGAAAAUUCCAAAAUUGAAUAUGAUAAUGUAGAUCUUUUACAUGAGUCAAAUAAAUUGCUAAAGGAAACUGAUAAUUUUUUAAGAUUCUCUAUAGAACAAAAUAAUGCUUCUAACCCAGAUACAAAUGAUAAUCAAGAACAAGACAUAGAAAUCUUAGAUCAAAUCUUACCUGUUGAGAAUAAAGAAAGUUUAAACUUCCAAAAAACUUUGUUACAAAACUCUUGUCCAGAAAAUGAGAAUAAAAGAUCUCAACUGUCAUGUUUUGAUUUUGAAGAAGACGAUAUACCUGAAACAAAUGCAUCAAAUAUGAAAAAGAUUGCAAGAGGUAAUAAAAUUAUGUCAAUCAAAAAAGAAAUCAUAAAAGAGUUUGAAUUAGGCCAUGCCUCAAAAAAAGUGAAGGCUUUUGAAAAUGCCAAUGAUGAACUGGACUUGAAUACACAAGAUAUUCAUUCAUCACUUAGUAAAAAAAAAGAAAUCAAAUUUAAGAAUGAAAAUAAUACAAGUAUGAUAAAUUCGACCAAAUUACCACAGCUUAUUGAAACACAAGUUGAAAUAGUAGAGAUAUUAGAAAUUCAAAAGGAAUAUGAAGAACAAAAUAUGAAAAUUGAACAUAUAACAGAGCAGAAUAAGAAUACAAAAAAAGAUGAAAAUAAAAAAUUAAAUUAUAAAGAUGAAUCUAUUUUGAAAAUGGAAAAUUCUGAAAAUUUUAAUGAAGAUAAUUUCAUAAAAGAAAAGAACACUAUUGAAGUACAAAGUUUUUUAGGAAAUUGUGAAAGAAACAUUUCUAAUCUUUUAAAUAGAGAUAAUGAAUGCAGCAAUAGUUGUAGCAAAGAACAAUCAUCUUUAGUUAAAUCUAUUUGUGAUAGAAAAACACAUUCUGAUAUACAAACACAUGACAAUGUGGCUCUAUGUCUUAAAGAUGAUUUGAAUAUUAUUGUUAAAAAAAGAUGUAGGAAACCUAAAAAAAUCUUGAAAGUUAACAAUACUACAUUUGAUUCUCUUCCAGAUUGUGCUUCUAAAAAAUAUAAUCAGAAACAAAACAGUUCAUCUGCUCGUGUGGUGGAUUCUACAAAUAAUGAGAUACAAAAUACUGAUAAAUUGUUACCUGAAACUUAUAUAACAAUUAAUGAUCAAAGUGAAGAAAGUAAUAAAUUGCAAGCUAAUACUGUUGAAAACAAUAAAAAUGUUCAAGAAGAUUCUAUACAAAAUUACACCAGUGUUACAGAACAGAAGUCAACAAAAAAUGAUUUACACAAUAGUUUUAAUUCGUUAACAAUUAAGAAAAAUGAAAAAAAUGGCAAUGACGGUAUAUCUAAUGUUUCCAUUGAUGACUUUAAAAAAUUUGAAAAACAAACAAGUAUUCUUGACAAGGAAUCAACGAAAAUUAGUAAAAUUAAUAAUAUAGAAUUAUUACCAUCAGAAACAAUACAAAUUAAGCAAAUUGAUUGUGUGACAACUGAAAUAGUUGAAAGAAAUAAUAAUGCUGAAUUAAAUAUGGUGGGAAUCGUAAAUGAGGUUACUUUGCAGAUAGAAAAUAUUUCUGCAAAAGAUGAUUUUACUUCAUUAUCACUAUCUGAUAAUAAUGAAAAAUUAUGUAAAUCAAAGGAAGAAAUCCAAAACGGUAAGAAACAAAAGUUAAAAAAUUUUAAUGAAAUUUAUACUGUACUGACUAAUAACAAAUUGCCAUUUGUAGAAUUAGAGCUAAAUCUUGAAAAUUCGGAAAGUCGUUCUUCAAAUUCUUUAAAUUUAGAGAAAGAUGAUUGUAGUGAUAAUGAAAAUAAUUCUCAGCAAGGGAUAACUUGUUCAAAUGUUAAUGAAAGUGUUCUAAAAAUUCAAGAACCCAAUGGAAAUUGUUUGAACGAUAACACUGUGCAUGUAACAAAAACUUUUUUUGCCUUUCCAAAUUUGAAUACAAAUUUGCCAGUUACAUCUACAGAGUUGAAAAGCUCGUAUAAUAUAAAAGGUUUUGAUGAUACAAGAGAGAAAACAAGUGAAAAUCAAUUACUAAUGGAAGAUAAAAUGCUUAAUCAAUCUGCACACACUACUCAUCAAACCUCUGAAAUUAGUAACUCAAGUUCAUUUGAUGAAACAAAAAGUUUAUUAAUAAUAUCUGAUAUAGAUGUAAAGCAGUCUAGUAGUUUAUCCGUUGUAACAUCUUCAUCAGUACUGGCUGACGAUAAAACUAUUAUGCCUGUUAAAAAACGAGAAAAGCCAAGAAUUAUUGAAAAUGUUGCAUUAAAGGAGCCUAUGAUAUUAAAAACUAAAAUAACAGAAAAACAUUUACGAAAUUUUAGAAAGCAUAAAUUCCAAAUAGACAAUUACAAAUCAGAUGCAAUCCAAAGCAAUUCUAAAUCAGUAGUCACUAAGGCAGAAAAUGUAAUACUUAGUACUGAGGAUGAAUUAUCUACUACAAGUAUUAAUAAAAUUGUCACACCAACUAAUACAAUCAACAAAGUCAAAAUAUUUCAAACAGGGGACAGUUCACUUGCAAGGCUAAAAAAAAGUAUAAAAAAUAAAUCAUUGAUUCCAACUUCAGCUGAAGCAUCAAAAUUGAUAUAUUCGCAUAAAUAUAUACAGCAAAAUACUAGAAAUCUAGUAGGAGUAGAUUUAAAUAUAGAUUCAAUGCCCCUUGUGUUGAGUAAAGAUGUGUUAACACCAGAAAGUAUUGAACACAUUCCUGUAGUGAUGUCGACAGCAUCUUUCGUAACAUCAGCAAAACAAAAAGAUAACUUAAAGUUAUGUACAAAUGAUUCAAAAGAAACUAAUUUAAGUAUAAAAAAAAAAAGUGGCACUCCCACAAUUUUAAAGAGUAAAAACAAGGUUAAACCAAUGAUCACUAGUAUAAAAACUAUAAUGCCUCCUUUAACUUCUACAGCUUCUAAAGGAGGUCACAGGAUCAAUACUCAGACUCACAAGUCGUCAUUAGGUGAUCAAAAAGUUUUUGGGAAGUAUGUAAUUGUUCAGAUCUCUGGAAGUCAACAAGCGUACAGUACAGAUCAAAUGACAAUACCUACAUGUAAAGAUUCUGGAAAUGCACAAAUUGUUCAACAAGGAGGAAAAGUAGUAAUUUUAACAUCUCCUCAGUCACCGAGUCAGAAAAUUUUACCUAUUAGUAGUAUCAAAGCACUAAGUAGUGGAGGUGUAAAAAAAAUGAUAAUACCUCAACAUCCUCAACAAAUGGGUUAUAACUUAACUCCAAAUGCUUUGGAAACAACUGAUCAAAAAUCAAUUCCACAAAAUAUGAUAUCAAAAAGUUUUUUGAUGCAGUGUUCUAGUACUGUUACUAAAUCUGGGAUAAAUACAUCAUUUCAAAAUGCUACUACAAGAAACAAUUUUACUGAAACUAAUGCAAUUAGUUCCUCAAACAAAGUAUCUAUUAGUUCUAAAAGGUUUUUUUCUCAAAAAAUGGAUAUAUUUAAAGAUAAGCCAUCUAAAAUAAUUAAAUCUUUUCCUACUGGAGCCCUCAUACCGUCACAAGGGCUUGUUUCUAAAGGAACAGUUUUAACUCCUAUUACUGGUUCACAAGUGAAAGCACUUGCUGCAAGAAAUAUGAAAUCAAAUAAGAAACAACCUCAAUCUGUUGAAAUAAAAACAACAUCAGAAACAAUUCAUAAAAGCCAGAAAAUUUCAUCCCCAUCAAAUUUAUGCCACAGUGACUCAAAUAUAUCACGUAAUAUGAUCGUGCUACGUCAGAAUAAAAAUAAACAAAUAUUUACAUCGGAUAAGAGUACAGUUGAAGAAGUUACAGAUAAUCAAUCUAUUACAGCACAAACUUCAUCACAAUUUUCUGUAAACAUACAUAAAAAAAGCAAAAUUUUACAAUCAAAUUUUGAACAAAAAAAUGAUGAAAAAAAUGUUAAUUAUUCAGCUACACUACAACAAAGUUUACCAAUAGAGAAAAAUGAAAAAAUUUUUCAGCAUAAAGUAUUGAAGGAUAAUUAUAUAAAAAAUGUUAAUACAGAGUUAAAUAAAAAACUUGAUCAUGUAUUAAUUACUAGUAAUGUGGUGACAAGCAAAGAUUUAGAAAAAAAAACUUUAAGUACUGUACAUAAAUCAUCGGCAAUGUCAAUUUCCACUACAUUAUCUUCUAUAAUAGAUAUUCCAAAAGUGCAUCACGAUCAAUCAGAAUCAGAAAAAGUACCUCAUGAAAAUUUCAUUUCAAAACCACUUACUUCAAAACAAAAUAAUGAGCAGGCAAACACAAAAAAUAUUUUGGUUAGUAACGAAGAAAAUAUAGAGAAACAGAAAAAUUUUUCAGAAACUCAAGUUGUUGCUUUAUCUGCAGAUAAUAGUUGUAGUUCACAAGCAUAUGUUUUAGUUACAGUUGAUGAACAAGGUAAUAUUUUUUCAAUAGACAAUAAUACUCUUAUGUCAAUAGAUGCAAUAUCAAAUGAAAAAAGUAGAGCUUUAUAUAUCGAUACCAAUUCUUUAAAUGAGUCAGAAAAUGUAAAUAAUAUUAUUUUACAAAUUGAAAAUGGAUCUCUAACUAAUUUGGAAUCUAAUUCCGAGGAACCUCCUCAAGUAGCAAUGGAAAAAACUUUUCCAGUAUCAGAUAUUCCUCAAACUACAAAUCAUGAUAUUUUAGCAGCUGCACUUGCCAAUACAGAUUUUCACCAAGAAAUUGGAAUGACAAAUACAUCUUUGUCUAUUAGUAAUUUUACCCAAACUAGCUUGAUCAAUCAGACAAUCUUACAAUCAACUAUUGUACCACCUACUGAACCAAUAUCUUCUCCACUGGUGUUAGAAACCUCUUUAACUCUCAAUCAACCUAUUAUGACUCCUUUGGAGAUACCAAGUAAUUUACCCAAUCAAUCUGAAUUAGCAAUUCCUGCAACUAAAACUACGUUGUACUCAAAUGAAUUGAAUACUACUGUUAAAGAAUUAUCUACACAAAUGUCUGGAUUUUCUGUGCUAAUUAAUAAAAAUGAAGACACUGCAUCUACCAGUCAAUUAGAAAAUAAAACAUUAUUAAAUGUACAAUGUGACGUUAAUAUCUCCAGUAACAUGUGUAAUAAAAAAGAUGAAAAUAUAUCAAGAUUAUUAGCAGAUUCUUCGUGUCCUACUUCAGAAGAAAUAAAUUAUAAUAAAAACCAAGCAACAUCUUCAGUGACAUUAAUUGAUGAAGCACUAACAACUAAUAAUUUAUGUAAUUCUUCAAAAACAUUAAUCAUUGCUCAAGAAAAUGACGAAAAUAAUAAAUUACAGAAUAAUGAGGAUCAAGUACAUUUUACUGAUGCUUCAAUCUUUCCAUCCAAUGCAUCUUUACAAACUGUUGAAUCGGGCAAGUCUGGACCAAUUGUGGAUGACACACAAAAUACGUUUUCAACAUCUAAAAAUAAUUUUAAUCAUAGAUCAGCAAAUUUUAAUGUGAAUGCUUUUCAUAAUUCUACAAAAUGUAUAAAUCAAUUGAUUUAUACAAGUCAGGCAUGUAAGACUGUACAAAAAAGUACAAAAGUAUUUCCAUCAACUAACAGUAUAAAGUCCGAACUGACACAAAAUGUAGACUUAUUAAAUGCUAAUAAUAAUACUAAUGAGGAUAUAUUAAUUAUAAGGAAGUCUAUUACGCCUUUCGAAAAACUGCAAUCAACUUCGUCUGAAAAACUGUGUUCUCGAAAUGGAACAAAUGAUAUAUUUGACUCAGAGAUCGAAAUGUCCAAUAAAUCAAUUGAGGACAAAUUGAUUACAGUUACUAAUAGUCAAGAACAUAAAUACAAACAACUAGCUGAAAAACAAAAGUAUCAUCUUACAACAAUAAUUCAGGAAGAAAAAUCAGAUCACGAUAAAAAUAAGCUUGUUGGAGACAAAAACUCUGAAGAAAUAAUUUCUUCCAAGUCGUAUAAUCAAAAUUUAAUAUCUACUCAUAAUGCACAAUCUAAUUUACAAAAAAUUACACAUCCUGUAAACCACGAGUUUGUAGAAACUGAUAAUACUAUCUUAAUUGAAAAGCCAGGGACUAAAAUUGAUCAAAAUGUUGAAGUUCUAAAAUCUCCAACUCCGAUCAUGCAGUCGUAUAAGUGCUUGCAUGAAAUUGAUACAAUUAAUCAUGUUCCCAAAAUAUCUACAUUCACAAAAGUUGAAAUGCCUUCAGAAGAAAAUAAUUUUAAAUAUAAUUAUGUAUCUGCCUUUUCAACGCAAAAUUUUGAAAAUAUUAAGACAGAUAAUUCAUUUGUAGAAAUCAAUACCGAAGUGGAAUCUACUCAGGAUGAAGUAAAUAAGCCUCGGCAAGAGAGUGAAAUAAAUGUUAAUAUUAUUGGCACGGUUUUAGCAUUGAAUAGUAACCCGGGACUCAAUGAAGAUGAAAUGGCAAGCUCAUCUUAUGUGCCCGAGACACCAGAAAAUCAAGAAAGAGACCAAGAUCAAGAGAGCGCCAUAAGUACUUCAUCUUACGAGAUUCUACCCUGUGAGGAAUUGAACAUUGUACAAUCAAACUUAACACCAGACACAUCAAUGCACGGGGACUUCUCGAACAUAGAUAAUAAUAUUAUAAUUGAUAUGCCUGAUAUGUCGGAGAUUGUAGAUUUGCCAAAUUCGUCUUGCAGUCUUCAUUCCGAUUCGAGUAUAGUCGGUGCAGAAUUGACAUCAGCAUCAAUUUUUAAUGAUGUAAUGAAUACAGAGUCAACGUCUAUAACAAAUGUGUCGGCGAAAAUAGAUUCUCAUACAGCUACAUCAACUUCACCAAGAGUUUCUCUAAAUUACUUAAAAUUGAAUAAAAAAGAAAUAACACCUAGCGUUUCACAGUCGGAUCUAGAACAAGAGUAUUAUGAAGCAAAAUCCAAAGAACAGUCAAACAACAGUUACUAUUCCAAUGAUUUCAAUGCUCGUUUGAUUUCAAACUCAGAAAAUAUAAAUCUUCAAAGUCAUGAGACAACAUCAAAAUUAUAUCGAGGAACAUCUAUAUUUGAUAAGCAAUGUUUGGAAGAAGGACCAGAAUUUAAUUUAUCUUAUGUAGAUUCUUAUUCUGCAAAUUAUGCAACGACCUCAUCAUCUCCAGAAAGGCAUAACUUAGAAGACAUCUCAAGUGCAACCAAGUCAACGGAUAGAUAAUAAAAAUAAUUCCAAAUUUUCAAUAAACUUUGCUCAUAGCACGAUUGCUCCCUAAAAAUUCAUUACAAAAAAAUGGAAAUUUUAAUCGUUAAUGCAUCUGAAUUAAGCAGUCGUUUUUAAAUGUAUAUAUAGUAGAUUAGUUCAUAUAGUUAUUUUGAUAUUACGUAUAGAUUACUAUGAUUUAUAACCAAGUUUAUAAAUAACUUUUAAUUAGAAUAACAUUUAAUCUACAUGUUUUACUUUAAGUUUCUAUUUUAUUUAUCUUGCAAAGGAUUUACAUCCCUUUGAAAAAUAAAAAGCUCAAUACAAAAUUGUUAUUAAAGUUGAUUAACCAAAAAUAAUAAACGAUUUCUCAUAUAGUCUAAUACUUAUCUUUAAUCUUAAGAAAUUUUUAAAAUAGGCAUAAUGAGAUAUUUCUAGUUCGUUUUCUCUUUCAACGUAUUUAUUCGCACCGACUAUGGUAGUAUCGUAAUUGAUUAUAAACCGGUUGCGCUUGGCCACCUCAAAUUAACGUCGAUUGACCUAGUGUCGAACCACUUACGAAGACUAUGGGGUUCAUUCUUUCCCUUACUGACAAUAUUAAAAAGUUAGAUGGUGGUGGAUCGUAUUAUAAAUUAAACAGGUUAGUUUAUAUUAUGGGGUUUAUAUUCUAUCGAGAAAGCAAGGAGAAGAUCAGCGGUUAUCAAGGAUUGUUGAUCAAAUCCGAUUUCUUUUUCUACGUGCAUAUUUAUGUAGAGUCAAUCAACCUAUUUAAAAUGCAUAUUAUAAUAAGAUUAGUAUUAUAACAAUAGGAAAUGUGAAGUAUGGAAGUUAAUCAAAUAAAACUUGAGUAUAGAAUGUAGGUUUGGCUUAUUUUCUGUUCAUUUCUACUAAGUAAGAAAAUUGGGAUCUUCAGUUUUAGAAAAAAGCGUGCAUAAAAU